Molecule: messenger RNA, 2305 nt
Organism: Saccostrea echinata
Lineage: Eukaryota; Metazoa; Mollusca; Bivalvia; Ostreida; Ostreidae
Exons: 6
Coding region: 130-1902 (590 amino acids)
Source: RefSeq, a predicted model, not a curated record
CUCUUACACCUAUAUAAUUUAAAACCACUGCAAUAUCACACAUAUGGAUGUGUCCAACCAUCUGUUAAGCUUCAAAGAAAAUGAGGUCACGGAAUUUCUUCACACAUUUUUCUGCAAAAUAUCAUAAGCAUGGAGAGCCAUAAAAGAAAUGUUCGAAAUGGAAGGAGUUUUUCUGCAGACAGCCAAUCAAAAUUACUGAUGCAAAACCCAAUGAAAUCCUUCCAUGAGACUGUGCAAAAUUGCUAUGAAGGUGUGGUUGAGUAUAUGGAUGUAUGGAAGAAGUUUGAUGGGGCUGGUACCCAUCUAGUGGACUCCUUCUGUAACAGUCUCUGUGAAUCUGACUACCAUUAUCUGGGGCUGGAAACCAGUCAAGCAUUUAGCCUCAUUUACACUAGCAGCAAUGGAAUUGAUCCAUCUGGAAAACUGAGGGAAAUUGAGAAGCUUUUAAUUGGUCUCAGGAGUCACCUAGAGUCACUGGAAAGUGUUGAGAAAACCAAGUCUCAUUUACAGGUGCUAUGUCAGUGUGUUCUCUUGUUCCUCAAGGUACAGUCUGACUACCAUCAGCUGUGUUCUACCACCAUUUCGUCAGUGCUUGACAAACUAGUCCAGAAAUACAAAACCACAGAUACCAAAGAUGUUCUUCAACAAAUGACUGACCUUGACUUGGUGGCAAGGGAUUCCCCAAGUCAUAAUUUUUCUUCCUCCAAAAAGAAAAGUCUAUCUGCCUCUCCAAAGCUUCCAGCCAAACAAAAUUUAAAAUCUACAUUUUUAUCCUUAUUUGAGAGAAAAAGUGUGGAGAGUGAUGGUAACAGUGCCUUUUAUGUAGAUUUAGAGAAAACAGGUGCAGAAACUCCAAAGGGGGACAGUCAGGUGCUGAACAAACCAGAAAUUCUGGUGCAUAUUGGACUUGAUCCUGUACAAGAAAACGAAAAACCUACCAUUGUACCAGCAUCUAUAGAUGAUGGUACAUGUAUUCUAUUGCCAGAAAUCACAACUCAAGACUUCGAAGAAAGAAAUCCCUUAGCCACAGAAGAAGAGCUGGACUCUGUUGUGAAUUUACUCUCGGGAAUUGUUGCACCAAGUACACAGAUGCAGACAAUCCAUGAAAAUCACCUGACCGUGCCUUCUCUUUAUCCGUCACGGAAUUCCUCCCCCGGUCUCAGCUUCUCUUCCAGGUUCUCUUCCAGGACACCCUCACCAGGUGGAAGUGAUGAUAGCUCAAGAGCUGGUCAGACUAAAGGUCAGAGAAGGUCAGAGGGAUCAUUAGAUUUUACAGGUGUAGCUAGAGGAAACACCUGGCCCCAUCGCUCAAGUCUUCCUUCAAGUCAUCUCGCAAGUUCUCCUGAUUGUGGUCAUCACAGUGCAACCAUCCCAAGACGUUAUUCAAAGGAUCCUUAUGUAGGUGGAAGACAUCUAAUAAAUAUGCAUAGCACUGGCCAUCCAUCAACGGGAUUUCCAUGGGGAUAUCCUGAACCUAAAUAUAGACCCUGGGUAACCAAGAGCUUGCCAUCAUCUCAAGGUUCGGACAUUUUACACAGCAGCUGGUCUGCCCUUCAGGACUCCGACGAUCUGUCUGACGACUCCUCUAGUGGGGAGCCAUUCUUUGCCAUGGGGCUGGACCUUGUGAAUGCAUUAGAAGCAAACCCAUGUGGAAGCAGUGAUGAAGAUGCAGAAAAUCAGAAAAUUUUGGGGCAGCAUGACAAACACUCAACUAAUACCUGGCCCCCAAAGCAGUCUUGGUCACAAACUAGUCAGGGAGGGGCUCCAAAUCAGAAGCAGCCAGAAAAGGUUCCGGCUCACCGUCCUGUGUCCAUGCAGUGGAGUGACCCUCUCGCAAAUCGUACCCAUUGGCCAGGAUUAGGUGCCUCUCAGAGUAUGCAUGGUUUUGGUUCAACAAAAUGAGAGACAAAUAUAAACUAGAGAAAAAUGCCCAGAGAAUACUCUAGCCAGAAGUUUCAUUUUUUAAUAAUUGCUGAAGAGUUGCCCACCGAAGACAUCGUAAACUUGCCACAAUUCUACAUGAACAACUCAGCAAAGAUGCAACAAUCCCACAUUAACCAUUAUACAUGUAUGAAACCUUGAUAUUCAGUAUUAAUUUGAUUGAAGCAGGUUGAAAUGAAAUAUAUGUAUGUCUACAUUCUUUAGUUGAAUAUGAAUUGCUGAUAUUAUUUUUUUAUGGUAUUCAGGGCAUUUUUUUUAUGUAAUACAUGUGUGUUUAUUUUCAUUUGCCCUUCUUUUGAUGGGUUGUAUAAUGGUUUGGGCUGACCUUAUGUCUGUACAUCUGUGCAUCUGUCUGUCUGUUAGC